This is a messenger RNA of Miscanthus lutarioriparius, 624 nucleotides long. The record is from the annotation of a GenBank genome assembly. Lineage: Eukaryota; Viridiplantae; Streptophyta; Magnoliopsida; Poales; Poaceae.
AUGACGAUGAAGCAGUCGAGGUUCAAGAGGAUCUGCGUCUUCUGCGGCAGCAGCCAGGGGAAGAAGCGGAGCUACCAUGACUCCGCCAUUGAGCUCGGCAACGAGCUGGUGGCCCGGAGCGUCGACCUGGUGUACGGCGGCGGCAGCAUCGGGCUGAUGGGGCUCGUCUCCCAGGCCGUCUACGACGGCGGCCGGCACGUCAUCGGGGUCAUUCCCAAGACGCUCAUGACACCAGAGAUCAGUGGCGAGACAGUCGGGGAGGUGCGCCCGGUGGCCGACAUGCACCAGAGGAAGGCAGAGAUGGCGCGGCAAUCCGACGCAUUCAUCGCCCUGCCUGGAGGGUAUGGGACGCUGGAGGAGCUGCUCGAGGUCAUCACGUGGGCGCAGCUGGGCAUCCACCACAAGCCGGUUGGGCUGCUGAACGUGGACGGCUACUACAACUCGCUGCUGACCUUCAUCGACAAGGCCGUGGAGGAGGGCUUCAUCAACCCCAGCGCCCGCCGCAUCAUCGUCCUCGCGCCCACCGCGCAGGAGCUCAUGGACAAGCUCGAGGAGUACGAGCCCUACCACGACAGGGUGGCGUCCACGCUCAACUGGGAGACGGGCCACCAGCUGGGCUACUGA